Exophiala viscosa is the source of this 986-nucleotide messenger RNA. RefSeq lists its product as uncharacterized. Gene Ontology annotation, molecular function: structural constituent of ribosome. Lineage: Eukaryota; Fungi; Ascomycota; Eurotiomycetes; Chaetothyriales; Herpotrichiellaceae. Bases 85 to 951 code for a protein of 288 amino acids. The record is from RefSeq and is a predicted model, not a curated record. The transcript is spliced from 2 exons. Gene Ontology annotation, cellular component: mitochondrial large ribosomal subunit.
GAGCUCGCUUCAAUUCGAAGCCACUGACUGCACUCAACAUCGCUCGAGAACAACCAUCAUAUUCACCCAACGUCGACAGUCAUCAUGUGUCGCAUCUGUGGACGCGUGGUAAAAUGCAUAUUUGAUUCAAUGCCGUCAAGGGUGCCAUCGAGAUCGAUGAGGACUCUACGGCAAUCCCAUCAAUCUCGAUCACACCAUGUGUCUUCGCGCUCUCUCGUUCGAAGCGCAUUGAACACCUCCUCGAGGUCGACAACGCAACCGCCAACAUUCCUCCUGCCGUUCCGCGCGAGACUACAUCAAGCGGCGACGCAGCAGGCCAGUCCGGCGGCAGAUUUCCAGAGCACACAACCCGACAUCCCUCCCACACUUCUCACAAGCACAACAUCUACAUCGAUAUCCGAGUCCAACACAGUCGUCACCCCUCCCUCGACAACACAAUCCCUCUCGCGUCCGCUCGUCCUCUCAAAAUCCCUACAAAAUCUACUACCAAACAUCAUCCUCCAGAAACCUCACUACAUCGUGGCGCACGUCCAUCGCUUUCCAUAUUUAAUCACGGAAGGUGACAUUCUCCGUCUCCCAUUCCACAUGCACGGCGUCUCGCCAGGCGACAUUCUGCGCUUCAACCGCGCCAGCAUCCUCGGAUCGAGAGAAUACACGCUGAAAGCGGGCAUGGCUAACACCGAGUCCUACGACACCAAGCGCACGGGCGAGCCAAACUAUAUUGACGAGCGGCUGUUCGAAUGUCGAAUGCGCGUGAUGGGCAUAGAGACAAAUCCCAUGAUGGAUAAAGAGAAGAAGAAGCGGAGGAAUCGACAUCGGAAGGUCGUCCACAGCAAACACAAGUACACCGUCCUGCGAGUCAUGCAGAUCAAGAUCAAAGAUGUAGAGGAGUUGAAGAGGGAGAAGGGCACGCUUUUGCUGGAAGGCGCUGCACAAACGGAGCAAUUGUAACACUGACAGCAGAAAUGCAGUAAGAAUAUCAUUAU